Molecule: messenger RNA, 1902 nt
Organism: Neurospora tetraspora
Lineage: Eukaryota; Fungi; Ascomycota; Sordariomycetes; Sordariales; Sordariaceae
Product: ANTH domain-containing protein
Exons: 5
Coding region: 1-1902 (633 amino acids)
Biological process (GO): vesicle budding from membrane; clathrin-dependent endocytosis; clathrin coat assembly
Cellular component (GO): clathrin-coated pit; clathrin-coated vesicle
Molecular function (GO): 1-phosphatidylinositol binding; phosphatidylinositol-4,5-bisphosphate binding; clathrin heavy chain binding
Source: RefSeq, a predicted model, not a curated record
AUGGCAAGCUCCUUCGAAAAGUCCGUCAAGGGCGCGACCAAAAUCAAGGCCGCGCCUCCAAAGACGAAGUACAUCGAACAUAUCCUUGUCGCGACACAUUCGGGUGAGGCGGGAGUGGGAGAGGUCUUUAGGGUACUGCAGACCCGGUUGCGCGAUUCGACAUGGACCGUUGUCUUCAAGAGUUUGAUUACGGUACACCUCAUGAUCCGAGAGGGUUCGCCAGAUGUUACCCUAGCAUACCUUGCUAAGCACCGGAGUAUGCUGGGUUUGGGCAUGGUAUCGGAUAUCCAAACACAAGGUCGAAACAUCCGUCAUUACCACGAGUACCUUACCGAAAGGGUGCGAGCAUACCGCGACACAAAGAUUGAUUGGGUUCGAGGCAGGGAGAACCGGUUAGAGAAGCUCUCAGUCGAAAAAGGCUUGCUGCGAGAGACAGAGUCUGUACAGAAGCAGCUCACUGCGUUGCUUAAAUGUGAUGUCAUGGACAACGAACCAGAAAACGAAAUUACGGUUACCGUGUUCAGGCUCCUGGUUCUAGAUCUUCUUGCCUUGUUCCAAGCUCUGAACCAGGCCAUGAUCAAUCUUCUCGGCCACUUCUUUGAAAUGUCAAAGCCUGAUGCCGAGAGAGCUAUGGACAUCUACCGGAACUUUGCCCGCCAAACCGAUUCCGUGGUGCAUUACCUCAGUGUCGCUCGGCAAUAUGAGCACCAUACUAGAGUUGAGGUUCCUAAGCUCAAGCACGCUCCUGUAAACCUUGGACGACAGCUGGAGGAUUACUUGAAGGACCCGGACUUUGAGAUUCACCGGAGGCAGUAUCUGGCCGAGCUGGAGGCGAAGAAGAAGGGAGGUUCAUCCUCCGUAUCGAAAUUCCCAAAGGCAGAGUCAUCUACGAAGAAUACUGCCUCGGCGACCACAAGCACCAAGGAAGAGUCAUCAAGGCCGGCCAUUCCUAUCAAGUCAGCGGAUGCCAACCUCAUCGAUUUCUUCGACUCGAUCGAGCAAAACCAGACGCAAAUGAAUGUCCAGGCGCAACCGCAGCUUCAGCAACCUCAGGGACAGAUGCCAAUGAGCGCAAACCCCUGGGCACAAGCUGCUUUCCAACCUCAACCCAGUCAGCCGUUUCAGAACAACGAUUUUGCGGCUCAGGCUGCCUUCCAACAGGCUUUCCAGCAGCAACAACAGCAGCCAACAGUGGAUCCUUUUGGUCAAGUUCAGCAGGUUCCUCAGCAACAGAUGCAACAAGCUUUCACGGGAGCUGGGUAUGGGGGCUUUCCUCCCCAGCAACAAGGCUUCCAGGCCACCUUGUUGCCUCCUGUUCCCCAGGAUCCCAUGGCGAAUUUCCAGACGGCCGCAACCACCGGCUUCGGAGGCCUUCAACCACCCCAGCAAGUCACCAACCCUUUCCGACAAUCUAUGAUGAUGAACCAACAGCAAACGGGAUCUCCAUUCUCUCCAGCGAACAACUCCCCUUUCCAGCAGCAGCAACCACAACAACAGCAGCAACAGCAAAUGCAACGCCCCGUCACUGCUCAGUCUACGAACCCCUUUGCUCGCGCAUCUCCCCAGGCGGCACAACCCUUUGCUUCUCCUCCAGCCAACUCGCCUUUCCAGUCGGCUCCUCCGCAACAACCACAGCCGACCGGAACCAAUCCCUUCGCGAGGGGUUUCGCGGCUUCCCAGCCGGCUCAACAACAGCAGCAGCAGCGUCCCGUCACUGCUGGUGGCCCACUUGUUCCGACGCCAACGGGCAGCACAAAUCCUUUCCGUCAGGGUGCGUUCGUGAACCAUGCUACCGGUGUGGGGUGGCAGCAUAACCAACAGCCUAUAGGGGGCGGGUUCGACCAGCUCGAGACAAUCCCGGUGUUUCCGAGGCCAGCACAGCAAACGCCAUGGCAGCAAUGA